UCCCUUUCCCGGUUUGCCGCCGCCUGGCUGGGCCGCUCUUGUGGCGGCGGCGGCGGCGGCGGCUCCUCCAGCGAGCAGCAUGGCGGCCGUGGAGGCCCGGGUGUGCGAGACGUCGGGCUGCAGCAGCGAGGCCAAGCUGCAGUGCCCCACCUGCCUCAAGCUGGGCAUCCAGGGCUCCUACUUCUGCUCGCAGGAAUGUUUUAAGGGAAGCUGGGCUACUCACAAGUUGCUACACAAGAAAGCAAAGGAUGAAAAAGCAAAGCGGGAGGUUUCUACCUGGACUGUAGAUGGUGACAUUAACACAGAUCCCUGGGGUGGCUAUCGAUAUACUGGAAAACUUAGGCCACAUUACCCACUGAUGCCAACAAGACCUGUGCCGAGUUACAUUCAAAGGCCGGAUUAUGCUGAUCACCCGCUAGGCAUGUCUGAAUCGGAGCAGGCUCUUAAAGGAACUUCUCAGAUAAAAAUUCUUUCUGCAGAAGAUACAGAAGGGAUGCGAAUAGUGUGUAGGCUUGCUAGAGAGGUAUUGGAUGUUGCUGCCAUGAUGGUAAAGCCAGGUGUAACUACUGAAGAAAUAGACCACGCUGUUCAUCUAGCUUGCAUUGCCAGAAAUUGCUAUCCUUCCCCGCUGAAUUAUUAUAAUUUUCCUAAGUCUUGCUGCACGUCAGUAAAUGAAGUGAUCUGCCAUGGAAUCCCAGACAGGCGACGUUUACAAGAUGGUGAUAUCGUUAAUGUGGACAUUACUGUUUAUCGCAAUGGUUAUCAUGGGGAUCUCAAUGAGACAUUUUACGUUGGGGAAGUUGAUGAGGGUGCAAAGAGACUAGUCCAGACAACAUAUGAGUGCCUAAUGCAAUCAAUUGAUGCAGUGAAACCUGGUGUUCGAUAUAGAGAGCUGGGAAAUAUUAUACAGAAACAUGCUCAAGCCAAUGGAUUUUCCGUAGUUCGGAGCUACUGUGGGCAUGGGAUUCAUAAGCUCUUCCACACGGCUCCCAAUGUGCCACAUUAUGCCAAAAAUAAGGCUGUUGGUGUAAUGAAGCCUGGCCAUGCGUUUACAAUAGAACCAAUGAUCUGUGAAGGUGGGUGGCAAGAUGAGACCUGGCCUGAUGGCUGGACUGCUGUGACGCGAGACGGAAAGCGUUCCGCCCAGUUUGAACACACACUUCUGGUCACAGAUACUGGGUGUGACAUCCUAACCCGCCGGUUGGAUAGCAUUCGCCCUCACUUCAUGACUCAGUGCUAGUGUAGACCAAGCUGGGAGGCCUGAACCCAAGCAUCUCUUCUGCUCUGUGCUAUGUGUUUCACUAAGAGUACUGGCUAAAAGGGGGGGAUUUUAUCAUCUGUUUUUCUUCUUAUUGACUGUAGGUAGGAGAUCCAGCCUUGCAUUGAGAGGUUAAUGCCGUAGGCUUGAAAAGCAGAGAGGUUUUAGAGCCUCAGUCUCUGCUCUCCUGCCACCCCAACAUUGUUUGAAAUUUUCUUUUUUUUUCAAAUCAUUGUCCUUAUGGUACCUCAUUUCACCCCCUCAGCCGGGCUUCUGUCACUGCCGCCAUUCUCAGCAGCCACACACAGCUUCUUUUCGUGGUGGAUGCAAGGAUUCAGAAACAAGCCUUUCUGUUUUUACAAGCAACACCUGAGUUUAAACUUUUUCUUGUUCCAAAGACAACCCUUCCUUAGCUGUUUAAAUGGACUGGGCUUUCAUCUGUGUAUAAUUCAGAGGUGGAAUUUUCUACUUGAAAAUGUUGAAUCGGAAUUUUGUUCUGUCUGCCCCUCUUCCACCCUGUUGUUACUGUAUAUGGAAGUAUAAUAUCUGCCUGUAAAUUGAUGGGCCUGUUUCUCUUUGGCUGGCAAUUGCUACAGGUAGUUCUCUGUCUAAGGGGGCUGGGGAGGGACAAAAUUACUGAAAUGCUGCCCCGUGCAGUUUUUUUUUAAAACCAAAAACAGAGCCUCAAGACGGGUAGUGCUUGACAGCCAAUGAUGUUCAAGGUUCGCUUUGAAGCAGCUAAUUUUUAAUUUUAGAUAAGGAAUGAGAUUGAAAUGGGGAAGUUUCUGUUCUCCUGUGUGCAUUCUAAAGAAGGGCAUGUCCCCAGAGGCCCAAGACCAAUCUCUUUCUAAUCUGCAGUGAAUUUAUGUGCAUGUCACCAUGGCCAAGUGGUUGCCUGCCAUGCAGACCACUAGGUGCAUGGUUUCAGUUAAUAUUACAGAACAGGAAUUGUGACAUGCUACUUUGCAGGAGCUGGAUCAAUGGCUCUGUGUUUGGAUUGCUACUUCUGUUCUGGAUACUCCCAUUCUGGGAUGACCAAAAAAAAACAACCUCAGUGGAUUGGAGGAGAGAGGUUUCCAAGUGGUCAUGAGAAUGGUCUAUAUAUCAAGUGUUCGAUUUUGUGUCCCCCCCCCCCGUGCUAUCAGGGCACCUUUUCAUGACUCUUUGUGGAAAUUGUGAGAUAUUCCAGUUAGCCACUGCAAUUGUUUCACCAAAGCAAAUUGUUCUAAGCAAAGAUAAUGCACUUGAAAGAAGCAAAAAUUGGACAGCCCUUGAAAUUGCUUGUGUUCUUAGGCCACGUACAGUACGGGCAAUUCUGGCAUAAUUUACCCUCCCACUUUUUCCAGCGGUAACUUUGUAAUACAGAUAUGGGAGAUAACAACUACUGCUGUUGGGGAGGGUUUGUUUCGUUAGACUUAGGCAGUUGCUGCUGAGGCUUCCAUUCCACAGAGAAAGGUGGUUUUUCAACCAUAUUUUCUAGCCUAGUGCCUGCUCUAACUUUACCAUGUUGGGAGUUCAGUAAACUAGUGGAGAGAAAUCAGGUCAUAAAAUCAUGGGCACAACAUGCCACAUUUCUACUCUGGUGUCGGACAUCUCGUCAGAAAAAUUGCAAGUUGUUCUAAAAACUCUCAGCAUCUUACCCAUGUCAACAGCACAUAACUUAAGUUCUUUAGACAGCUUAGGGCGGUUGUGACUAAACUCAACAAGAAAUUGAAAGAAAUAUUUCCUAGAGUGCCUCAGUUUUUUUUUCUUCCUGAAAGUGUAUUGUUGGGACAAUGUUUUUCAUUCUGUAAUGUGUUUAAGAGGCGGUAAAGUGACUCAGAAAUGUUACAAGCACAUACGUGCAUGUGCAAAGAUUUUAACACAGGCUCCAAUAUAUCUUGAGUGGAGUUAACCAAUGUAUGCAAUACAUUUAAGGAGAUUAAAAGUCUGGAUGGUUGA
Messenger RNA from Zootoca vivipara (common lizard), 3199 nucleotides. RefSeq names its product methionyl aminopeptidase 1 (gene METAP1). Gene Ontology annotation, biological process: proteolysis. Lineage: Eukaryota; Metazoa; Chordata; Lepidosauria; Squamata; Lacertidae. Gene Ontology annotation, molecular function: metalloaminopeptidase activity. Gene Ontology annotation, cellular component: cytosol. The record is from RefSeq and is a predicted model, not a curated record.